CUACCACGUAUAGCUGGUGACACGUGUCAGUGAUUCCGUAUAGAACGUCCCUCCACGCGUCAGCCCUUGACACCCAUGCCUAUUUUUUCUCCUUGAUCAGCAUGGGCACGCGAUCUAAUCACAUCAUACCCCUCCACGACGGAAUUUAGGGCACAAGAAAAUUGGACUUUGUAUUCAGAGACAGCUUUGCCAGUGUACACAAGAGUAACAUUUGGUGUCCUGAGUUGCCAAGAGCUACCCAAUGGAAGUAAAUUGGAGUGCUCCAACAGAAGAUUGCUUACAUGGACAUCUCUGCUGUGAAAUAUACAAUAGGUGGCGAAAUGGGCAUUCAGGCUGCUCAAAGUCACAUGCCCUUCAGAAUUGCUCCAUUGCCAAUCGCACUUAUGUACAUUCCUUUAUAGAAGUAUUAUUUCGUGAUCUUGAGAACUUUUGCAAGAUUUUGACUCAAAAUUGUGAUUGUGCCAAUGUUCCAGACUGCUGGGGAAAUGCCUGCCAAAAUUCUCUACCUGUGCAGCACAAAAGUAGACGUUCCUGUAGUGAGUCAUGUAAUCAGUAUUUCUCCCCAGAGGAAGAAGCAGAGUAUCCUUUCCAAGAUUGUGCAGAUGGAAGUCAAUAUGAAACUGAUCCUGAUAGAGUGUAUUGCAUGGAUGGCAAGAGAUCCCAUAAUGCCAUGGAGCCCAGGUUUGCUUCAAACUAUGGUUAUGGAGUUUCCACAUGUCAUCAUUCUGGGAAGAUGAUGAAUCCUGUUCCACAAUUUGCACCAUCUAAUGCCAUGAAUGGGCUUACUGACCAUGACAGAAAGAUGACCAAUUGGAAACACACUAGCUAUAAUCAGAAUCCAAGAGACAAGCAGGAAUCUAGGUGCAGGAAGCCUUUUUGCAGUGGUCAAUUACAACAACAGGGAAAUGGUGAUGAACAUGGAGAAGUGUCUGGCUUACCAAAAUCAAGCUCCUCUACUCUUUGCUCUCAUUCAAAGUUCAAAAUGAAAGAAAAGCCUAAAAUGAGUAGAGUUGCAAGCAAGAGGUCACCCCAACCAAGAGAGUCCAUGGAAAUCCAGGGAGUAAGUCAAGAAGGCAUAGGAGAAGUGUUUGCAGAAUCGGAGGAGUUGAAGACACAUAGUCAUAUGCUGUACUCACAUCCAGGUGCUGGUACAAAAACUGAUGAAUCUGUUGCUGCUCCAUCUGCCAUAUCCCCAAUCAGUGUUCUAGCCAACAUCACUUCUGCUGCUACCCGUCCUUCAAUCUUGACUCCCGUAUCCACUGCACUUUCUCCGAAGGAAGCUGCACCUGCAUCAGCCUUUCCUGCGAUUGUGGAACCAAAUAUUCCAACCAGUGGAGUGGGUACAAGUGCCCUGGCAGCUGCAGAACCAGGACAGACAGAUGUGUGUCCAGAUCAAAGUUCAACAGGCCUCUUCCAAACUACAGCUACUGCUGCCAUGGGACAAGCCCCAGUUCUGACCGAUCCAGCACCAUCCACUGCGACUGCUAUGAUGACUACAACCUUUCCUGUCAGUAUCACUCCGUCAUCAUCCUCACUAUAUGUAGCUGAUGAGAAAUCAACUGUUGCUGAUGAUAUAUCAUCAUCUUCUAUUGAUGUUGCAUUCAACAAAGGAAAUCGUGUAUUCCCUGCGGGACGUAUCCAUCGCCUUCUUCAGAAGGGGAAUUAUGCAAAGCAUAUAGAACCUGAUGCCUCUGUCUACUUGACAGCUGUCAUGGAAUAUAUGACUGCUGAAGUAAUGGAAUUGGCAGGCGAAGCAGCACAUCAAUUUGACAAGAAGACAAUCAGUUCCAAUGAGUUGUAUUUAGCCAUUGAUCAUGAUGAAGAGUUGGACGCUUUCUUCUCAGACGUGACCGACGACGAGGAUGGAUCAUCAGAAGCAGAAUCCGAGGAAGAGUGGACUGUACCAAACUCGGUUCCAUCUGUGGCCGAGAAACACGUAUAGAAUGAAUCACUGAUUGAAGUGCUACAGCGAAUAGGUUUAUACAUAGAUUUUGAAGCCCAUCACGAAUUUUCAAUGGGAAAAAAAAAUACUUAUUUUGUUUAUGGCAGCAUGAAACUAACUUCUCUUUGGCUGCACCAGUCGGUGUGAUCGCAGAAACUCCAGCUAAUCACGAAACUCCUCACCUUCCGUGUCUUUCGUGCGUUCUUUGCCACCUGUGAGGAAAAGAACACCUUGGGGGCCUCGGUCUUCUGUCUAAUUACAACCCCAAAUGGACAAAAUGUGAUUGCGUGUAGUUGGUGCGUGAUCUGGCAGCUUUUGUCUUCAUAUGCAGUGCGAAGUUGUGGCCAAGCUCUUUCUCUCACAAAUUUUUUUUUCCUGCAUGUAUUUCUCAGGUCAUUUUGCAUAAAGACAUUCAUUGUCUCACCUGAUAU
Darwinula stevensoni is the source of this 2373-nucleotide messenger RNA. The record is from the annotation of a GenBank genome assembly. Lineage: Eukaryota; Metazoa; Arthropoda; Ostracoda; Podocopida; Darwinulidae.